Pelecanus crispus (Dalmatian pelican) is the source of this 4513-nucleotide messenger RNA. NCBI's taxonomy places the organism in Eukaryota, Metazoa, Chordata, Aves, Pelecaniformes, Pelecanidae. The record is from RefSeq and is a predicted model, not a curated record.
GUUUCAAGUCUUUGUCCUCGUUUCUUUCUGCUUGCAUCAAGUAUUGACAGAAAUGAGACUUCUGUUGCUGAAAUGCCUGGCUCAAUAAAAGAUACAUGAGCAUAUGGCAGAUAAUCUUUGAAAUGGAGGCACAGAAGCAGCCUGGUUUUACAGUUGCACUAGCAGAUCCACCAAUUCCAACCUCUUCGCUUCAGCCUGCACAGGAUUCUUCAGAUCUCAGCCAAGGCAGUGUGAUUCCUCAACAGGAGCAAGCACUGUCUCAACCUGUGUAUCUAAAAGCCCUUACCAUACCACUGUACCAGCCUGUCCAGGCAGGAUGCUUUCAGCCAAACAGUCAGUUAGUGACCGGCAGGACCUGUGUAAAUCUGGACAGCAGCAACAUAACUCUAAUCCUGAAUCCACUUGUUCCUUCAGAAGGCACAGAUCAGCCUCAGUCAGUUUUUCAGAAACAACUUGGGCAAACUCUAACAUUGAACAUAGUGAGCACUUUACCAGUUCUAUCAUCACCAAAUUCUUGUGUAAAUGCAUCUAUUGGAAGCCCAGGAAAAUCAAAAAAAGCUGGGAAAUAUAUCUGCAAACACUGUGGACGAGAUUGUUUGAAGCCAAGUGUCCUUGAGAAACAUAUUCGCUCUCACACCGGAGAGAGGCCCUUUCCAUGCACCACUUGCGGUAUUGCAUUUAAAACUCAAAGCAAUUUGUACAAACACAGAAGAACUCAGACACAUGUCAACAAUACCAGACUGCCCUCCGACUCUGACAACAGCGGCACAUUGGAGCAAAAUGAGAAAUCAACAGAGAGCAUCACAUCACAUCAAGGCAGCAAAGUACUCGGUAGCACGUGUGAAGACCAGGGGAUACAGAUGAAACAAAUGAGUUCAGAGACCCAUGCUGUAACAGACACUAAGAAACUUCUUAAUGACCUUUCACUGCCGGCAACAAGCAAUUCAUCAUUUGCUUCAGAAAAUCAAGAAACAACGCAUCAGUCCUUUAGUUCAAAGGCUAAUCAGGGGGUUCCUGAAAGAGAACCUCAAAGUUUAUCAUCUCCAGGAGCUUUGCCAAAUGGUCAGUGCCAGAGAAAGAAGAUACAGGAGCAAAGAACUCCAGGUGCCAAUAAGCAUAUUCAGUUGCAAAGGCAGCAAGCAACCUCUUCAGAAAAACAGUGGGAUUACAAGCCAUCUGACUGCAAGCUAAAGAAGUGUGAGAGCACUGACUCAGGGUAUCUGUCACGCUCUGAUAGUACAGAACAACAGAUGGCACCAUCCAGCCCAUUGCACAGUCUCUAUGAACACAGCACAGAACUGGAAAAUGAAACUGCCUUCAGCAGCCUAAGGUGUACCUCCGGAAGCAGUGCAAAGCUAGACGCAGCUGAGAAAGCUACAGCCUCGAUGCUAGAGAAAAAGAGGCUGGAAGAACACAUUUCAAAACUCAUUUCUCAUAACAAAAGUGUGGUGGAUGAUACCCAGUUAGACAACGUUAGGCCCAGAAAAACUGUCCUUUCUAAACAGGGAAGCAUCGAUCUGCCAAUGCCUUAUACAUACAAAGACUCUUUCCAUUUUGACAUCAGAACUUGUGAUGUAAAUAGGAAAAAGAAUCUUUCCCUUUGUUCAGCAAAAUCUACCUUUGCACCCUCAGAAAAAUGCAAGCCAGUGUUUUUUCAUUCAGUCCCCACCCAGUUCUCCACAACGAUAGAUACGGUGCCUGUUACGCGAAGCAACUCUUUGCCCUUUGUGGAGGACACAAGAACAGUACAUGACAAAGCAGGUUGCUCAAAACCACUUUCUCUUACUAAGCACAUAAAUACGGGCGCUGCUAGUUUGCUGCCUAGCAACAAUCUUGCCGCAAAUUCAGUGGAUUUUCCUAACAGCCAUCCCCGAGCUCUAGUCAGACAAACAGCAGUGGAUGAUUUGCCACUAAGUAAUGUCGCUGAUCAUCCUCCUCUGUCAGAGGAGUUGCAAGGGAGUAAAAAGCUUGGAGCUGGAGAAGCAAUCAGUGCUAAAAAUAAGAAACACAAUCAAAGGAAGUUAAAGAUGUUCUCUCAAGAAAAAUGGCAAAUGUAUGGAGAUGAAACAUUUAAGAAAAUCUACCAAAAAAUGAAAAGCAGUCAAAAUGCCAAGAAAAUUAAACAAAGGGGGAAUAAGAUUACAGAUAUUAAAAGCUUCACUUCUCAUUCAAAGGAAUCAGUCAGCAGUACUGAAAUUACUGAGGAAAGAGAUGGCAGCAGCUCUGUAACUGACAGUCUUUCCUCCCUUGUGACAACAGGCUUAAACAUUGGUAAAUCAGAAACCCGUACUAACGGUAAUCAUAUUCUACAGAAUGUGUCCUCUGAGGAAACUGCAGACAGUGUAACCUGUGUAAUGGAGACAUCUCAUUCGGUAAAUGCUAGCGCACAUACUGUAAUGAGCAAAACUUCCCAGGACCUCAGUGGCAGUGACACAGAUAAAUACACAGGUGGCAACAGCACAUUACUAGCUCCAAGCAGUUGUGAGCUCAGGCUUCAAAAUACUCAGUGUCAGCUGAAUGCUAACAGAAGGAACGAUGACCGCUUGCCAGUGCAGGGUAGCAAAUGGGAAGAACCAAGCCCUGGGAAAGAAUCCAGUACAUUUGAAUCAGAUUGUAAAAACGCUUCACACAAUUAUGGAAACCAUAGCAGGAAUAAGGAAACUGGCCAGCAUGCCCUGACGCCCCUGUGGAUCCAUUGCAACAACAACAGAGAAGCUGCAGCGAAAUCCCAGAAUUUACCAUCAGAAAGAAAAAAGCUGAAGUUUGAAGUGGAGAAGACACAAAACAUUCUUUCAAAGUCCUGCCCUAGUCCCAGUAGUGAAAAUAAUGCAGUAAAUGAAGCAGAGAGAGCCUAUUGUGCUAGCGCUCGGUGUCUUUCCACAGCACCAGUGAAAAUCUCCAGUAAAGCAGAGGAGCAAAAAGUAAGCACAGGAAUUAAUGAAUCCACUGGAGGUACUGAGAAUGUGGAGUAUAUGAAAACAAUGAAAAUCUCCACAAAAGCUCUUAAUUAUAGUGAUGUUAACCUUCUCUCACUUUCAGCAGGUAUCUCAAAAGCUUCAUUUGUGGAAUCUUUAGGGCCUGAAUUAAGGGGAAGUGAUUGCAAUUCUUUCGCCUUGCACAAUGCAACAGAUAAAGACGUCAAAACAUGUCUUGUGAAAACAGGAGCAAAAGCACCACUCUUCAGUGACAAUGCUGUUGACAUGUCUUCUAAAAUUCAUCAUCUGCAAUCCGGUCAUUUAACUCCAGUCGCACAACAAAAUGCCUUUUCUCCAAAAUAUAUCCUUAAAUUGCCGCAAGACAAGAAAGCCUCAGAUUUGUCGCUUUUGCUUAGAUCAGAACAGAUUACACCUUGCACAUCUGCGGCAGACACCUUAACCACCCCCCCCUGCUCUUCCAACAGCGGAUCACUCAGUUUUCAUUCUAAUGAUCUGGUUUGGUCCCCUUUAAAGUUUGAAGUGAGACAAAAGGCCAGCAAAGGAGAGCUACGAUGGAAUGUACAUGCAAACUGGAAAACUCCAGUAUUUUGUUCACCAGUCAGUUCAGAAACAACAAAUAUCUUAACCACAGCAGAUAACACCUUUUAUAACCAAAACUUCAGGCACCAGGAUAUUGUAAGAGAUGCUUGGAAAAACAAACAGAAUAAAAAUAAAUUAAAUUAUCAAAGGCAAACAGAAGAGAAGUGGGUGAGCAUAACUACUUCCUCUACACAGACCCCAAAGAAGAAAAUAUGCUUUACUUCUCUGUAUACCAGUGGUUUCUUCAUAUCAGCUGACAUCAAAGAAGAGAGGAAGGUUUUACACCAUCUUUGCUCAGGAAGUGACUCUUUGCUAAUGACGUCAGCUUCUAGCCAGGGUGCAGAGCCAGCAAUCACGGGGCGGGACAGAGGUGGAAGUCCAUGCAUUCUUAAGGACAUUUCACCAACAUUGCAGGCUAUGCAGCAUUCUCAGAGCUCAACAAACAACCCCACUUACUUUUGCCAUUCUUUUGGCACUUUUUGUUGCCACACUCUCACCACUCACUGUAAAGAACUCCCAGCGCUACCCCACAAUAAUCUGACUUGCUACUCUGGAAGUUUAACAGCAUCAAGCACGAAGAGCACCUUCCCAUCACUAAAUGCUGAACCUCGAUUAACUUGGUGUUGUUUAACAAGAAGCCUUCCUCUGCCUGCUGAGCAGAAGGGGAGUGCAGACUCUGCUUAUUCCUCCAUGCACACCUGUGACAAUGAAUCUAGCAAUGAACGCACACUGUCAAAAUACGAUAUUUCUAUUUUCAAAAUGAAAAAUAUUAGCAAGACUGUGGCAUAUGGCUUAACAAACAGGAGUUUAAAAACAUUGGUUUCAUCCUUUUCUAAAGGACCACAGAUGCAGGAGUUAAGCUCAGCAACUCCUGGUGGUGCUUUCAAAAAUAUUUCAGAGCAAAAGAAGAAAACAGUAGUUUGCAAAAAGGAAAAACUCUCAGCAAAUAAACUCAAGAGGAACCACAAACAGAAAAGGAUUAAAGUCACCCCAAAAUG